AUGGAAUAUGAAUUGAAGGCUCCGCGUAAAAGAAAACAGGGUCAGGAGAAAUCUUUUAUCGAUUUUAUGGAAGGAUUACCAGUACUCUUGGACUCAGAUUCCAGUGAUUUGGAUACAGAAACUCAGACAACACGUUGCAAUACUGAUAAGAUAAUUACUAAGGAUAAUCGAAAUAUGUUUUCCUAUCAACAAUUGAAAGAUAUGUGCUUUGACUUGAUGGAACAAACUGAAGAUCGUCUCCGAGAAGAAUAUGAAGUGCAGCUGACCAAGUCUAUGGCUGAGCAAUAUGAUACUUUCAUCAAAUUUACCCAAGAUCAAAUGUACCGAGAGUUGGGGUACAAUCCAAGUUAUUUAUCAUAGAUAGAUAGAUAAUUAUCAUCAAUUUUUAUGAAUGCCCAAGAAGGAGAAUAGAAUGCUCCAGCAGAAGCUUAUAUCUGCGUUUAAGUUUGUUCUUUAAUUUGCGUUUCGUUACAAGAGUUUAUAAAGAAAUAAUUAAAUGAAAAUUUU
Messenger RNA from Drosophila serrata, 507 nucleotides. RefSeq lists its product as uncharacterized. The record is from RefSeq and is a predicted model, not a curated record. Gene Ontology annotation, cellular component: nucleus; chromatin. Lineage: Eukaryota; Metazoa; Arthropoda; Insecta; Diptera; Drosophilidae. Gene Ontology annotation, molecular function: transcription coregulator activity. Gene Ontology annotation, biological process: positive regulation of innate immune response; positive regulation of transcription by RNA polymerase II.